AUGUCUUCGGCUGCCGUUCAGCAGAGCACGCCACAGCAGUACAAUGAUCGUUACGGCUACAGCGCCGCCGCCGCCCUAUCAUCCAGCCCUCCUUCCUCCCGACGCACAGCGAGACCCAGCGGUGCAAAUGAAUCGCCAACACCUACCCCUCAGCAUUCUCAGUUCGCCUCGCCUUCCAGCGCGCUGCUCAUGUCGUCCCCACGAGGCCCUGCCGCUUCUCCCGCCAGCCAGGCUUCGCCCGGUGAGCCUUUGAGUAGCUCGACAUACCAGCAAUUCUACCCCGACACCGCAAGCCCCGCGCCCGCAUUCGCCUUGCCCAUUCGCUCCUCUUCUCAACAAGCUCCGACCUCCAUAGCGGCGGUAGCGUCCGACAGCCGUGCCUACGCUCCAAACACAUCCUAUGGCGAUAGCGGCGGCUAUGAGGCAGCGAGUGACCAAGAAAGAGCAAGCGACAAUGACCGCCGACAGAUGUCGCCAAAGUCCCCGCAGGACUCGAGCAGAGGCCAACGGUCACGCCAAGCUCCCACACAGAGCCGGUCGGCCACGGCAGUCGGACAGCCCCCUGUCGACACCUCCCUUCCACGUGAGAAUAGCGCCAUCAUCAACCACAUAGUAGUGGAUGAUCCGAAAGCGGACAUCGCGCGCGAACAAGCACGCAUCGCCGAGUCUCAGCCUAAUCAGCAUGGCUCGAUAAUGCCUCCAAUGGUGGAUCAGACCGUUCCCGCAGAGCCCGAGCAGAAGCAUCGAAGUCGACAGGAGCACUUGAAGCAGCAGUCCCACCGGAAAGAGGUGAAGUUUGGGGAUUACAUUCUCGGGCAAACACUGGGUGAGGGAGAGUUCGGAAAGGUCAAGAUGGGCUGGAAGAAGGACAGCAGUGUGCAGGUGGCCAUCAAGCUCAUCCGAAAGGAAUCGCUGCAAAGCAACGCCAAUCGCCUGCCCAAAAUCUACCGUGAGAUUUCCAUUCUUCGAGAACUUCAGCAUCCCAACAUCGUUCGCCUGCACGAAUUCGUGGAAACGGAACGGCAUAUGGGCAUCAUCCUGGAAUACGCGUCGGGGGGCGAGCUUUUCGAUUACAUCCUCAACCACCGCUACCUCAAAGAUCCCCAGGCGAGACGCCUCUUCGCUCAGCUGGUGUCGGGUGUCGGAUAUUUGCACAAGAAGGGCAUCGUGCAUCGAGAUCUCAAGCUGGAGAAUCUUCUGCUCGACCGGAACAAGAACAUCAUCAUCACGGACUUUGGCUUUGCCAACACCUUUAAUCCUAAUGACGAACUGGGGGAGAAGGUGGAGGAGCGCAUCCACGACAAGGACUUUGUGAAACGAGAGAGACUCGGCGAGCCCAAUGCGGAAGGGAUGCGAAGGGGUGACCUGAUGCAGACAAGUUGCGGGAGUCCAUGCUACGCCGCACCAGAGCUUGUGGUCUCGGAUGGGCUGUAUACGGGGAGAAAGGUGGACGUAUGGAGCUGCGGCGUCAUUCUGUACGCAAUGCUCGCGGGCUAUCUACCAUUCGAUGACGAUCCAGCGAAUCCGGAGGGCGACAACAUCAAUCUACUGUACAAAUACAUCGUUUCGACGCCGCUGACAUUCCCGGAGUAUGUCACGCCCCACGCUCGCGACCUACUCCGCAGAAUACUCGUCCCCGACCCGAGGAAGCGAGCAGACCUGUUCGAAGUUGCACGGCACAGCUGGCUGAGCGAGUACAGCCAUGUCGUAGGCUUCAUUGGCAGCAGCACUAAGAGCGACGUGGACAUCGCAGCAUCUGCAAUGCGCCAGAACGAAGAGCCCAGUCUUGGACGAAGUGCGUCUGUUAGAGAACCUACGACCAGAGCACCUGCUUCAGCGGGUGGGAUCACGCACCAGUCAACGCGCGUGGAGGAUGCUCAGGGCGCUGCCUCGGCCACGACACGAGAUGCCAAACGCAGGACUGUACAGGUGGAGUACGUGGCGCCGAGAGACAGCACGACGCGAAGCGAGGCAAGUCCUGCGGCCGCAAGCGUUGCUUCGCCCACCGCAACAAACAGCGCCGGUAAAACGAGAGCCCGAGGAGACUCUUCUGGUCCGGUGGAAGUCACUCCCAGCACGAGGCGAGAAGCGCCGGUGCCGCGGAAAGAAGUCCCACCAGCGUCGCAGCCCCAGGUCAUGCCGCCUCCUUCGAGACCCGCACGGUCUCAGAUCAGAGCCGCGUCAGACCACCCGUCGUAUGCGAUCCAGGGAACACCAUCCGCCUCUCGACCGAACACGAGUGGUACGCUUGGAUCUGCAAGACUGCCGUCCCGAGGCAACUCGUACAGCCAGCCGGCGAUAGCGACACCCACCAACACGAACGCACAAGCCCAAUUCUCUCGACCCAAGUCUGGCUCUGGAUAUAUCAUCUCGGGGCCGAUAGCGAACGAGCCGACCACAGCCACCGACGGUAGCCGUCCUGCAAGCCAACAGAACUUGGCGCAGUACCAGCAACAAGCAGAAUCGCAAGAUCGCAGUCACAAGCGGUCGAGCACUCUGGGUAGUAUAGGAGAUCGUCUCUUGGGCCGUAGCUCUUCACGUUCACGUCGCGCCUCGCAGCAACCCGAUCCGGCAACGGGAGAGAAGAAGAUUCGCAAGUACCCGCCAGUGAGCAUGCGCAAUGCCAUGCCAUACAGCAACGAAGACGCACAGCCACGACCUUCCACGGAGAGCAGCCGGCGGCCCAGUUUUGGCUUCAACCGCAAGACUUCCGAUACCGCAUCCGACACGAAACGUUCGUCACGCCGCUUCUCUUUCCUGCCAAGUGGCUUCAGCAUGAGCAGCUUCACCGGCAAGUCGUCGGAAAGCAGACCCGCGAGCAAGGGAUACGGCUAUGGGCUGAAUUCGUCGCGAGCGGCGAGCGAGAGUACUAACAGUAUGAUGCAAACGUAUUCCGAUCCGAGUCAGCGGCCCAUCACCACGGCAAAUUCGCAGCGAAAGCAGUCUGGGACGUACGAGAAGGCACUUCCCCAGCCUCCGAAUCAAGAUUAUUCCCGGCCGGGUACUACGCAGACACUGUCAGGCCUACCAGCGAGUCAAAGCAUCUCCAGCCCAUCGAAGCCGCAGAGCUUCUCCAACCCACCAUCGGUGCAACGCAAGCAGUACCGCGACGAUGGGUACGGCAGCAACGCACUGGAAGCCUCGCAAGAUCCAGUGGAACGCUUCUACACCCCCACGGGCGGCGAGGCACAUGCAUCUCCCGCGACCAGUCAACAGCCACAGCAACAGGGGUACGCGAAUUACUACGACGUCGUACGUCCGCAGCAGGCGCCGUACAGCGGUCAGUACCAGGCAGCGGAGCAGAGUGGGAGGCAGCAGCAGCAGCAGCAGCAGCAGCAGCCAUCGUCGCAGUUCCGACCGAAUCAGCGAAACUUUUCGGAACAGUACGACCGCGGCCACAGCGGCAGUUCGAGCGCGACGAGACGCGUGAUGGAUUUUUUCCGCCGACGGGCAAAGGAGCGAGAGUGA
Neohortaea acidophila is the source of this 3468-nucleotide messenger RNA. RefSeq lists its product as uncharacterized. Gene Ontology annotation, biological process: protein phosphorylation; microtubule cytoskeleton organization; intracellular signal transduction. The record is from RefSeq and is a predicted model, not a curated record. Gene Ontology annotation, cellular component: cytoplasm. Lineage: Eukaryota; Fungi; Ascomycota; Dothideomycetes; Mycosphaerellales; Teratosphaeriaceae. The transcript is spliced from 2 exons. Gene Ontology annotation, molecular function: tau-protein kinase activity; protein serine/threonine kinase activity; ATP binding. The coding region runs from base 1 to 3468 and encodes 1155 amino acids.